This is a messenger RNA of Recurvomyces mirabilis, 5454 nucleotides long. It is a transcript of the gene NUD1, whose product is annotated as Protein nud1. The transcript has a single exon. The record is from RefSeq and is a predicted model, not a curated record. Bases 1 to 5454 code for a protein of 1817 amino acids. Lineage: Eukaryota; Fungi; Ascomycota; Dothideomycetes; Mycosphaerellales; Teratosphaeriaceae. Gene Ontology annotation, molecular function: protein binding.
AUGACUACGAAAGUCGCGCCAUGGCUGCAAGGCCUCGACGAAGCGUGGGAAGUCCCAGCAGGAGUCCAGAUGCCUAGCAAUGUUUCUUCUGCGAGCCAUGAUGCCAGCUCCCUACGCAGUAACAGCAGUCGAGCACCGCGACGAGGCCUCAGCGGGCUGCCUUCGUCCAUCGCCAGCCAGAAGACCUCGUCACAGGCAACUACGCAGCUCAAGAGGAGUCCGCUUGCACCACUUACCGGCAGCAACAUCAACAGUACUCGGAGGCGCGACGUAUCCACGCGUCUUGCCGGAACCCGUUCUGUAUCAGAAGUCUCCGAUGGGUCAAUGAUUGACUGUGGGACAGUCCAGCUGCGGUCGAAGAGUGCAUCGCCAGCGAAGCAGCAGGAAACAUUGGAGUGGAAGAAAAGACUGGUGGCUGGUCAGGUUGGCUAUGGCGAUCAGACGGAUCUCUUCGGGCCAUCAGCCUUGGAGAACAUAUUUGCAAGGUCGAAAGGACCAGAGAACGAGGAUCUCAAGCCAAGAAAGCGCAUGAGCUGGCUGCAGAAAGGCGAUGCUCACAUGCCGUCCAGCCCACCUCCAUGGCCUAAGCAUUACUCCCUCAACGGAGGGUCAGAACAGCUUGAAGCUUUGCAAGAGGAUGAACAGCAGCUGUACGACGGCAACGAGGAGACCUCUGGGCAAGAGAGCUAUCGCAGCAACUCAUUUGACCUCCAAGGCUCGAGUGAUUUGCAACAGGAGGACGACAAUUCUAUGAUACAGCAACAAGCCGAUACUCCAGCCGUCAGCAAUCGCACCAUCAGUGGACAGACGGAGCUCGAACAGGAGGACUUCAGCCCGGUAUACAUCUCAAAGCACACCACUAUCAAUGGGCAGAUCAAUUAUGCCGCUCUUGACUCGCACACCAUCAAGCAAUUCCAGAGCAUGAACAUCAACCUUCGGCAUCCCAGUCAGAACGAAGACAACACUCCGGAGCGUGACAUUAAUGCCGACCGCAUCGAAGCGUCGACUUUCACAGAUGGUCCAGGCUCCGACACACUACCAACAGGACCCGACUUCUCCUUGUCAGAGAACCUUCCGACCGGAACACCGCCUGUCGCCAGCUUGAAUGGUAACAUCGAGUUCAACCGAGGCGGAUACUCUGGCUACGGCUCCUUUAAUCAGAGGCCUCUCAGCCCAUCACCCAGCAAAGUCGAGGACAGCGCGAUUCGCGAAGAGAGUGAGCUGCUUUCUCCUUCAGCUGCGUACAGUCGGUACUUGCCAGCUGCUCCGACCCCUCCAGCUGCGAUGUCCACUCCGCUGCGCCCGAGGACACCCAAUCUGCCCAAGUCGAGAUCUUCUGGAAGUCCUUUGAAGCUUUUUGGGCCUCACGAUACUUUCACAAGUAAUCGACUACUAAGGCGCAUGAGCCAGCUCGAUCCAGACGGUAACCCUGUCAAGGACGAGUUGCCGAAUACCGCAGAGGAAUCUUUGCCGCCAUCGAGCAAGCGCGAGGUCUCUAUAGCCUCAUCUCAUCAGUCCUUCGGAAGUGGGUUUUUGGACCAGCACGCUUUCAAUGCUGAGAUAACAGUCACGAGCGCGUCCGACUCAGAUCGAUCACCUGGAUCAGAGAUAUCAGUGCCUGGUGGCAGGGACCCUCUCAACUUCAGACAAGAGACCUCGCCGAUUGUUAGCAGCACUUUCAAGAUGAAGCGGAAGCUCUCCAAGCGCAGUCCAGCUAGUUCCAAGGCAUCAACUAUCGAAGCUCGGCCGACAUCACCUGCUAGACUGCAGGCAACAGUGGAAGAUGCGUCUGAGAUGGACGCCUACUACGAGCGUGCUGAUCAGGUCAGAACCUUCGACACGGGCAAAAGGCCACCUACAUCGCCAUUCAAGAACCCGACACCGAAGCGUAGGCGGACACUGCACGCCUCAGAGCUUGCGGAUGGCAUCUCGGAAGCAAACCUAUCUUACCACAAUCAUAUGCAGGAAGCUAGCAGCAGUCGCAAACGCAAGGAUGCCCGACAAGGUGAUAGCCAGGACAUCGCAGACCCGGACACCCUCGCCAGCCGCAAGAUCCUUCGACCACGCAAUCCAACGCCUAGUCAGCGUCGACAGCAGAUCCGAGCUGAACUUAGGGAGGCAGCUGAGGAAUUUGCUGAGCAGGAGCCGGAAAGGUUAGAAGCAGUGUUGGAGCAUAUCGAGUCGUCUAUCGCAGGCUCGAUGGACGGUCCGCCUAGCUUCAAGCAGCAGGCUGAGGCGUUGGCUGCGGAAGUGGCGAACUUCACGCUGCGUGUUCACAAGCCUUCUGGCGAGUUUGGUCAACGCAAGAGAUCUAUCACGACGCAGGACUUCAUGAACGAGGCUGUAAUGGUCAUGCAGCUCAUUCGGGCCAAAGCCCGUCCAGCGAGUGGAUUGGGCAGUGUGGAGGAGUCUGAAGGAGAGGGCGUGGAGAAUAUUCUUACGCCGGAUCACUCUCUGCAGGACCCUGGACAGUCACUCCGCAUUUCGCGACCACCAUCCAGGGAGGGCAGGCACAGUGGCUGGAGAUCUGCUUUGCAACCACAGACCGAUCCGAGGGUCGUCAGCCACUUGCGGAGAUUUCAGGAGACGGAAAAUACAGAAUUCAUUGCAGAGUCUAUUGCUUCUUUGGCUAUCAACGACGAGGAUAGCAGAGCUGACAAUGUUAUCGUCCUUGACGAGGCCUCGAACAUUCGCAUCUCGGGCCCGAUAGCUGAGCAGAGCCGUGGCGAAGAGAGCCAAGAUGACUCUCGUCCUAGCUCACAGCGAUCCGAAAGUACUGCUUACGCCACUCAGCCAUCCACCGGGCGUACCCACGGUACAAGCUCCACUCGGAAGUCCGAAAAUGUUGGCACUUUAGCACCAGAUGCUGUCGCUCAUCUGAUCGGCGAAGAGGUUGGAGGCAUGACCUUCGACAAGCAUCAACAGCGAUGGGUCCGUGUCAAGAGUCCGGAGAAGCAGAAGCGCGAGUAUCUCGCGCCUCCCAGCACUUUGACAAGUGAUGAUGAUCCAUUUCGAGAGAUCUCAGACCUGCAUGUGGACGAGCAGACUGAACUGCGUCGGAUCAGCUCGAGUGCUAAGACCACUCGCCGAGCUAGUCUGCCUUCUGAGAAAAUCGACUUUGCUGUGCCCGAGCAAGCGUGUGACGUCCCGGAACCUCAAGAGCGACAGAAUUCGGCUGAGACUGUCAUCUCACGGCCUGUGACAAGAGAUAGUAGCCACACGCAAGGCCGCAUCCAUCAUGCUCACUCCAGCUCGGUACCAUCACGCUACUCAGCUUUUGCGUCUAGUCGCACGCAGGACAAAGUCGAGACUCGUGCAACAUCAUAUAGUGACGAGGAGCUAGCCAGGAUGAGCAAUAUGGGUAAAGCUAGAAACCAGCCAUUAGCAUAUGCAGCUGCUCAAGCGACUCUUGCGCUUCGAGGGGAGUGUGCGAAGGUCGUGGAGGAGCCGUUGAUGGAGGAGUCGUCCUUGCCAACGCAUACAGAAGAGGGCGAGACACAAGCUACGGUUGAAGCUGAACUUCGCGACGAUACGGCGCUUGAUGGCAUGAAACAGAGUCUGGGACCCAUCGAGUCGCCGAAGCUCCGGAAGAGCAUACAACGGCCUUUCACCGCACCAGCUAAGGCAUGGCAGGAGAUGCCGGCCCGUCAGAUGUCUCUGCGUCGCCAGACCUUGACAAGUAAAGCUUAUGCUCAGCCAAGAGAGCAGAGCGAGAUCUCCCUCAUCGCAGCAUUGCCAGGCGAGCGCGUGAUGAGCCUGUCACUAAGCGUAUCCAGACCGGCCACCACUCGCCACCAGACCUAUGGACAAAUCACUGACCUUCAAUCAUCUCCAACCAAAGGCGACCUCAACUCGACGUUCUUGCUCAGCGACCUGCCCGACUUCACUGUUCACGAGGAGGACGAGGAGAGGCCUUCGGAGAAAGCACUUGCUCAGCGCUUGGCGCGCCACGCCGUGGUCCAGGUCAACGAUCGAUACGCUUUUGCCGUGAAAGACUUGGUCAAGACAUUGACAGAUGUGCAAGAAGCUGAACCGUAUUGGGAAGAUGUUCGCGAGCUCGACCUGCAUGAUCGCUCUUUGCCGUCUCUGUACGGCCUCGACGACUUUUGCACUGGUGUUCAGCGCAUGAACGUCAGUGAUAAUGCUCUCACGCACCUAGAAGGAGCGCCUCCGACCUUGCGCAUGCUCAAUGCUCGUUCGAACCGGCUGUCGAGCUUGUCUUCAUGGCAUCACCUGAUGAAUCUGCAAUACCUCGAUCUGUCUAACAACGAGCUCACAAGUCUCAUUGGUUUGGAUUGUCUUGUACAUCUGCGAGAACUCACUGCCAACGACAACCAGAUCGCAAAUCUGGACGGCCUGCACGAGCUGGAUGGCCUCCUGAAACUGAGUGUUCGCGGGAACAAGGUUAAGCAUCUGGACUUUGAAGGCACUCAUCUACAGCGCCUCGUCGACCUUGAUGUUGCCGAGAACAAUAUCUGCGCCGUUGAGCAUCUGGAGCAGCUCUAUGCCUUACAAAAGUGUGUGCUCGACGGCAACAUGCUCUCGGCUGGCUUAAGCUUCAAUAGCUCACUUGCAACUCUUCAGACAUUGUCGGUGCAACGUUGCGAGUUGGCACAACUGGAUGUGAUACAUCUCCCACAGCUCCGCGACUUGUAUGCGGACGACAACAGCCUGAAGACUAUCAUCGGACUCAGCAGCUUGCGACAUCUCAAUGUGCUAUCGUUGCGCAGGCAAAAACUCUGCACUGGACAAGCCGUUUCCAUUUUUGAUCAAGGCUGCGAAGCUCGGGAUGUGCGCUUAUCUGGCAAUGUGAUGCCUUCCAUGACCAUCAUGACCAGCUGCCUCAAUCUUCAGCACCUUGAGCUUGUAUCAGUCGGUCUCCAGGAUCUGCCGGAUGACUUUGGACUUCGCCUGCCGAAUCUGCGCACCUUGAAUCUCAACUUCAAUGCUCUACGAGACACCCGACCACUCCUGAACAUACAGAAGCUGGAGCAGCUUAGUGUAUGUGGCAACAGACUCGACCGGUUGCGGAAGAGUGUUGCCACACUCAGCAAGCUGCCGACGUUGAGGUCGCUUGAUGUGCGGGACAAUCCUGUGACGCAAGGCUUCUAUGCUCCGGUCUUGACAUCGCAUACUAGCCUUGUGCGCAAGGCGUGUCGAGUCAACUCAGCAAAUCAUGAUGAGGAUGAUGCAGUGAGGGAGCAGGCGAAACAUAUUUUGCCACAAGGCCACAACGAACAGGAUCGACAGCAUCAGCUCCGACUGGACGAGGAGACGAAAUUGCGCAGACGGGUAUAUGAGCUUCUGCUAGCGCAUACUUGUGCUGGUCUGGGCGGAGUCGAUGGAUUGGUGUUUGAUAGGAGUGCUUUGCAUGCUCGAGAUACUGUCUGGGAACGUCUGGUCGAGCUUGGUGUUGUUAAGCGGUCGAGGCCUGCGGCUCUGACGGAGGCGUGA